CUGGAUGGUGUGAAGAGAGGAGCUGCUGGGCUUUCCCGGGCGCCCCGGCAGCGAGGCAGCACCAUGCUGGCUCCAAAGAAAGGCCUCCUGUGCAACCUCAACCACAUCCACCUGCAGCACAUCUCCCUGGGGCUGCACUUGUCGCGGCACCCCGAGCUCCAGGACACCGAUGGCUCCACRGUUGGGGGAGAGCAGACGGGCUGCACGCAGUGCCCCGAGAACCGUGAGCCGCUGGAUGCCAAUUCCAACAGCCCUUCGGUGAAAUGCCGCUGCUGCGAGUCGCAUGCCCCGGAGCCGGAGACGCUGAGGCUCCAGAAUCAGGCGGUGCAAGAGGAAUUCCCCUGCCUGCACAGCGGAGACGAGGAGGAGGCAGCUUCCCCUUGUGAUCCCCCUUGUGAUCUGGCUUCUUCUUCCUCCUCCUCCUCCUCCUCCUCCUCUGUCAGCAGCUGCUCGGAUUUCAGCUUGGAUGACUCCCCGGUCUCCGUGUACUGCAAGGAGUUGGCCAGGGAAGAGUCCCAAUCUCCUGACAAGCAGCUCGACGUCAUUCCCGCAGAAAACGCCCGGGAUGGCGAGGCUGUGGCUGCCCAGGACAGGACGUGUGACGGGAGAGAUGCCAACCACAACUCGCCGGUGCUCCGGAGAGCCUCCACCGCAGCCAGCAAGAGCCCGGACAGCCUCUGCAGCAACAACUCGCUCGACUCCCAGUGCGACGAGCUCUCUCCCGGCCCAGCAGCGCAGGRCACCCGCGCUGACCUAGACCCCAAYUGCAACCCCMUCCCCGAGCGCGAUGCCGCGCCGGCWGCACCGCCGGUACCGGAACGGCGGGACCCCGGGAUCCCGAGCGGAGCUCCGGAGCCGCGGCCCCGGCCGGGCAGCCUCCCCCCGCCCGUGCCCCCRCGUCCCCGGCGGCGGCUGCAGAUCCUCAACGCGCACCGAGCGGAGCAGCGGCCGGCAGAGCCCAAASCCGACACGGGCACCAAGACCAUCACCUCCUUCCACGAGCUGGCCCAGCGGAGGAAGAGGAACGUGGCCGUGCCCACGCCGGCCCAGGCCAGGGUUGACCGCAGCGACUGGCUGAUCGUGUUCUCGCCUGACACCGAGCUGCCCCCCACCAGCGAGCUCCUGUCCGGCACCGCGGGCCAGGAGCCAGCCCGACCCCAGCCCCAGCCCCCGCCCCAGCCCCAGCCCCAGCAGGAUGGGCCAGCCAGACCUCCCGGCUCCAGACAGAGAGAGGUGACCACCUUCAAGGAGCUGCGGUCCCGCAAUGCCGCCAGUGUCCCUGUCCCCACAGGUGUGAUCUCCGUGCUUUACUCCCCCACGGCUUUCUUCGCCCUGAGCCAAGGCCCUCUCCCCCACCUCGCCGACGAACUGCUGCUGCUCAUCCAACCCCUGUCGGUGCUGACUUUCCACCUGGACUUGCUCUUCGAACACCACCACCUCUCYGUGGACGUCCGGCCCUUGUCCCGCCGGCCAGAGUUGCCGCUGUCCCCCGCCCGUCACCGCGGGGCCGCGUCACUGCACAGCCCGGAGGAUGAGACCCCUCCAGGGGCUCUGGGCAGGGUGGGGGGCGCAGGGGGCACCCCGAGGGUGCGGCCCCAAACCUCCAUGGGUGGGCUGGUCCCCACCCCGCCCGUGGGGGCUGCCCUGCACCAAACCUUCCAGCACGUUCUGCGCUGGGGUGACCAGCUCGGCCGUGCCCUGCUGGGGUCUGACAGCGCCCCGGAGAGCCGGGGGCCCGAGCAGGGCUCUGCGGGCACUGGGGCUGGCCUGGGCGGCUGGUGGGGCCAGCUGAGCCAGAGCUCCAGGGUUUACACUGCUCCCAGCAAGGAGAAGUUCCCUUUGGUGUGGUGGACGAAGCUGCGGGCGGCUGCGGGGGAUCCCRGCCCGGGUCAGGCUGUGCAAUCCCAAACUUCCCCGGCUGAGCCCCGAGGGACGGAGCUGCAGCUGCUGCAGACCAAAACCAUCCCCGAACGCUCUGGCCCCAAGCCCUGCAGCAGCACGGACACCUCGGGCACCUCCUCGCCUGAAGAACUCUUCCUUCCCUCUGGAACAGCAGCGCUCCCCGAGCUGGAGGAUCCCUCUGCUGGAAAGAAUCUCCCGGCUGCUCCCGCGGAGCCUCGGGCCAGCAGGAGCCGGGCAGCCCCUCCUGGUGACCCUCCUGGUGCUGACAAGGGCGGCUGGCUGGGCCGGCUCUUCGGAGCCACCAACCCCUCGUCCAGGAGCUUCCCCCAGAGCCCKGACUCCAUCCUGGCCAGGUCCAGGAGGCCGUCCCGCUGGCUGGCCCCCGCGCUGGUCAAGGGCCUGGCGUCCGAGCGGAGCCGUGGCCCGGAGCAGCCGGACAGGAGCCCCCCUGGGCCACCCCAGAGCCACAGGGCGGUGCGGGCGCUGUGUGACCACACGGGCACCGCCGAGGGCCACCUGAGCUUCCACAAAGGGGACAUCCUGGAGCUGCUGUCCACCGUGGACGAGGACUGGAUCCGCUGCUGCCAUGGAAACAGCAGCGGCCUGGUUCCCGUCGGUUACACAUCCCUGAUUUUGUGAGGAGGAGGAGGAGGAGGAGGAGGCGGGAGGGACCCGCGGGAGCUCCGGGAAGGGAGGGGACAUCUCCUGCCACCUCCGGGGCUGGCAGAUCCCCGGGGGGACCCUGCCCCGCGCCUGUCACUGCUGCUCCUUCGCAUGACGUCGCCGUCUGCCACCACCGCGUCCCCCGGAGCCGCUGGCACCGMGCUGCGGCUCCUUUUUGGGAGCGGYUCCUCUGCCCRCCCCCGUGCCAGGCC
Molecule: messenger RNA, 2777 nt
Organism: Malurus melanocephalus (red-backed fairy wren)
Lineage: Eukaryota; Metazoa; Chordata; Aves; Passeriformes; Maluridae
Gene: RUSC1
Product: RUN and SH3 domain containing 1
Exons: 4
Coding region: 64-2541 (825 amino acids)
Cellular component (GO): cytoplasmic vesicle
Molecular function (GO): protein binding
Source: RefSeq, a predicted model, not a curated record